Molecule: messenger RNA, 4339 nt
Organism: Pseudophryne corroboree (corroboree frog)
Lineage: Eukaryota; Metazoa; Chordata; Amphibia; Anura; Myobatrachidae
Gene: MTHFD1L
Product: methylenetetrahydrofolate dehydrogenase (NADP+ dependent) 1 like
Exons: 28
Coding region: 140-2926 (928 amino acids)
Biological process (GO): tetrahydrofolate interconversion
Cellular component (GO): cytosol
Molecular function (GO): ATP binding; formate-tetrahydrofolate ligase activity; methylenetetrahydrofolate dehydrogenase (NADP+) activity
Source: RefSeq, a predicted model, not a curated record
AGCAACAACUCCGUCUCCACCUCCUGCCUGGGAGGAGACUGACUGCACGGUGCGCUCUCCGGAUCUGACUGGCGUGUGGCACUGUGGCUAUAGGAAAGCGUGUGAUCAACAGCAGCGCCGGGAUCUCCUGUCUGUCACCAUGCGCUGGCCGAUGCUCCGCCGCCUGUACCACAGCCUGCUGCCCGGCCAUGGAUGCCCGAGGCGGUCAUUAUCCUCAUCAUUCCCGGUGUGGCGCGGUGCCCAGGAGCUGCACGGAAACAUAGUUCAUCGCUCAAAAGAUACGUUCAGCAGUAUACAAAAGCAAAAUGCGGCCUUUAAGCCUGUUCUUGCUGUAAUUCAGGCAAGUGUGGAUGACCUAACUUUGCAGGCAACUAAAAACUUCGCACAAGAGCUUGGUGUAGAUAUCCUUCAUGUACGUUUGCCCCAAAGGACCAGUGAAGCUGAGAUUAUUGAUGAAAUCUUGAAACUUAAUGAAGAUCCAAAAGUGCACGGGCUGGUUCUCCAUUUGGCUGAACCCAGUGUUAGAGUACUUAAUGCAGUGAGACCGGACAAAGACGUGGAUGGUGUCACUGAUGUCAACUUGGGGAAGAUGGUCCGUAGCAAUGCUGAAGAAGGCUUUAUUUCCCCUACAGCCAGUGGUGUCAUAGAACUGAUAGAACAAAUGGCACAUGGCUCAUUAGAGGGGAAAAAUGUGUUGAUUGUCGGAGCUGAUGGUUCCCUGGAGGCUCCCCUGCAGUGUCUGCUACAGAAGAGAGGUGCACUGUCCCAUGUUAGCUCCUGGCAGUCGCAGCAGCUGCAGACCAAGCUUAGUGCAGCUGAGAUUGUCGUUAUUGGGAGUACAAAACCACAAGAGAUUCCAGUCAGUUGGAUAAAGCAAGGAACAAUUGUUGUCUUUUCAGGUGGCUCUGAACAGAGCAGUGAUGGAUUAGUUGGCCAAGCUGUAGGACCACUAGCAGCAGCUCGAAGACUGGAGAAUCUUGCAGAGAGCAGUAAAAGAUGGUUUGAUGCUCAAAAGUACAAGAAUUGGGAUCUUCGUUGUUUAAAGUUACAGCCAGUCUCUCCUGUUCCUAGUGACAUUAUGAUUUCCCGAGGACAGAGUCCAAAAGCGGUCAAUGUGCUUGCCAAGGAGGUAGGAUUGCUUGCAGAUGAAAUUGAGAUGUAUGGCCGCUCCAAAGCCAAAGUACUUCUGUCUGUUCUAGAGAGGUUAAAGGAGCAGCCAAAUGGGAAAUACGUCUUAGUUGCUGGGAUAACGCCAACACCACUUGGGGAAGGAAAAAGCACUGUUACCAUUGGGCUGGUACAAGCCCUGACCGCACAUAAAAAUACCAAUUCUUUUGCAUGUCUAAGACAGCCUUCACAAGGUCCCACUUUCGGAGUCAAAGGUGGAGCAGCUGGAGGGGGCUAUGCUCAAGUUAUACCGAUGGAAGAGUUUAACUUGCACUUAACUGGUGACAUCCAUGCAAUCACAGCAGCCAAUAAUUUGCUGGCAGCUGCCAUCGAUGCUAGGAUCCUGCAUGAGAACACUCAGUCGGACAAGGCUUUAUAUAACCGUCUUGUGCCUUCCAUUAAUGGAGUGAGAAACUUUUCUCCAAUUCAGAUUGCUCGUUUAAAGAAAAUUGGUAUUAACAAGACUGAUCCUGGAUCACUGACGACGGAAGAGAUUAGCAGAUUUGUACGCCUUGACAUUGACCCUUCUACAAUAACUUGGCAAAGAGUGUUGGACACAAAUGAUAGAUUUCUUAGAAAAAUCACCAUUGGAGAAGCAAACACAGAAAAAGGGUUUUCACGGCAGGCCCAGUUUGACAUUGCAGUGGCAAGUGAAAUCAUGGCUAUACUUGCCUUAACAGACAGCCUGCAUGAUAUGAAGGAGAGGUUUGGGAGGAUGGUGGUAGCCAGUGACAAGAAAGGACAGCCGGUGACUGCAGAAGAUUUGGGUAUCACCGGUGCCUUGGCAGUACUAAUGAAGGAUGCUAUAAAGCCAAAUUUGAUGCAGACUUUGGAGGGAACACCAGUGUUUGUCCACGCAGGGCCUUUCGCUAACAUUGCACAUGGAAGUUCCUCCGUAUUGGCAGACAAGAUAGCCUUGAAACUAGUGGGAGAAAAUGGCUUUGUGGUGACAGAGGCUGGUUUUGGUGCAGACAUUGGCAUGGAGAAAUUCUUCAAUAUUAAGUGCAGAGCCUCAGGCUUGGUUCCCAAUGUGGUGGUUCUUGUGGCUACUAUUAGGGCUUUGAAGAUGCAUGGAGGAGGACCCAAUGUUACUGCUGGGGCUCCACUAGCAAAAGAGUACAUAGACGAGAAUCUCCAGCUGGUUCAGGAUGGCUGCUGCAAUUUACAGAAGCAGAUCCAGAUUUCUCAGCAGUUUGGUGUUCCAGUUGUGGUUGCGUUAAAUAUUUUCAAAACGGACACUCAGGCUGAGAUUGACCUAGUCUGCAAAAUUGCCAAACAGUCUGGUGCAUUUGAUGCUGUUCCCUGUAAUCACUGGUCAUUCGGAGGCAGAGGAGCUCUUCAGCUUGCAGAAGCUGUGAUGAAAGCUGCAAGUCAAGAUACUAACUUCACAUAUCUGUACGAUUUGGAGCUUCCCAUUGUGGAGAAGAUCCGAGCCAUCGCACAGAAGGUGUACGGUGCUGCAGACAUUGAGCUAUCACCCAAAGCCCAAUCAAAGAUUGAGGUCUACACACAACAGGGUUUUACUAAACUUCCAAUAUGCAUGGCCAAGACCCACCUGUCUCUGUCACAUCAGCCUGAGAAGAAAGGAGUACCUACAGGAUUCACUCUGCCCAUUAGUGAUGUGCGAGCCAGUAUUGGUGCUGGGUUCAUCUUUCCUCUGGUGGGAACUAUGAGUACCAUGCCAGGAUUACCAACAAGACCUUGCUUCUAUGACAUUGACCUAGAUCCUGACACUGAAGAAGUGAAAGGACUGUUCUAAACAAUCCUCAGAAUUCCUGACUGCCUGCGCCUGGAAUCUCUGUGUGAAUCCAAAGAAUGCUUACUACUUAAUUUUCUCUACGCCAACUGGACCCACCAGGAAACCGCAGUCUCUUUAAAUUCACAUGUUCUCUUUCUAAGAACUGAAAUGUUAAAUGUGAGUCUACAGGGACAAAGGACGAUGCUUCCCUCAUACAGGAUUACAAAACUUUAAGUAUCAAGUUUACCCCUAAAAGAAGAAUCCUAUUUUUCCCCAUGGGCUCUCCCCUAAACCUUAAAAAUUACACGCUGUUUGCUGCUAAAUACAACAAAGCCACCGUGGGUACCAUUUGGAAUUAGAUUAAUCCUUUUGAAUUGGUUUUUUUUUACGUUUGCACAGUAUGUUUCUUUUGUCUUGUGUUUUUAUUUUUGUGUGAUAUCUAUUCAAAGAUUUAACAUUGCUUUUUUUAGACGCAUUAAAGUUUAGUAAGUAUUGUCACACAUAAUACAUAGAUGUUAGUUACUGAGAUAUCUAACCAGGGUCUUAUAUUUUGUAUACUAUUUUAACAUGGUACCUAUUAAUCUUUGGAUUAGUUGGUUAAAACAAAAUCAUGCAGCCAUUUCAGCUUCAGUAGAUCCUAUCGGGUAGAUGACCGGCAUUGGGGGGACAUAAUGAUGACAAUUAUGUGGAAUCAGUAGUCAAGUGCCUUAAGUAACUUCAAGGUUAACUCCAAGUCUAGGUAGGGAUCAAAAACCAUGGUGCAUAUGAUGUAGGUCUAGUUUCAAUUGAUGCAACUGCAUUUCUUGGUUUCGAUAACUGUAACAGUGGAGGAACUGUAUCAAACCUUGGAGAGAGAUGAAGUACUAACCAAUCGGCUCCUAUCUCAGUUUACAGACUGUGUUUGAAAAUAGAGUUAGGAGUUGAUUGGUCGGUAUUUUGCUGUUACUGUACAUUUGUGUAACAAUAUUGUGUUAAGACACUCAAUACUUAGCGAUGUAGUAAACUAUAUUGCUCAUUUUCCCCCUCCUGAGUGAUAUCAUUUACUAUAUCGCCCAGUGUGUAUGCAGCUGACGAUGGCCAAUGCGCGGCCUCAAUUUUGAUUCAUCUUCCAAAGCUGCAUGCUCCAUCCGGCCACGGCAUGACAUCACUGCGAUAUCGCACAGUGUGUAUGCCCGCCAUCAGGCGACCUGGGCCAGGAGGGGACACACUAGGCAAUGUCGCUCACGGAGCACAUCACCUAGUGUGUACCCACCUUUAGGCUUUUACAAGGACAAUAUAAACCAUACAAUUGCAACUUUAAUUUGUAUUUUAUUUUACCCAAAGUACAAAAUAACUAGCUGAAAACUUGUGCCUUUUAUAUUUGGUUUUACACCUGUGCUUAACAUAUAUAAAAGGUAGAAAUUAUUAGAAAUAAAAGAAAUCUUUUAUCACGUG